Messenger RNA from Sabethes cyaneus, 477 nucleotides. It is a transcript of the gene Mocs2A, whose product is annotated as molybdopterin synthase sulfur carrier subunit. Lineage: Eukaryota; Metazoa; Arthropoda; Insecta; Diptera; Culicidae. Gene Ontology annotation, biological process: Mo-molybdopterin cofactor biosynthetic process. The transcript has a single exon. Bases 187 to 477 code for a protein of 96 amino acids. The record is from RefSeq and is a predicted model, not a curated record. Gene Ontology annotation, cellular component: cytosol.
UUAUCAAAAUUAUCGGUGUUAUCAGUUCAGCUAUCGUUAGCAGAUGCUCUUGAGCAUUAUAUUCAACGUGAUUUUGUCUCGUAGUGACUUUGCAUUAAUAAACAUCAAUCAAAUCAAAGACUGUUCAUCUUAGAAUAUAUGAUAAAUGGCUGACUGUUGUAGAAAAAGUUUAACGCUGUUUUAAGCAUGAGCCAAGGUCGUCGGAUCGUUCAGGUGAAUUUGCUGUUCUUCGCCAAAUCGCGUGAGCUAGCAGGAAUAUCGCGGUAUACAAAUUUCCCUCUGCCAGUAACCAGUGGUGGUACAUCAAGUGGCCUUGAGGUGCUUGAUGGAAUUUGCCAACAGUUCCGUGAGCUCAAUGUUAUCCGUAAUUGUAUCAUAAUUGCACACAACGAAGAGUACUGCGAGAAUCUGGAAGAUCCAAUCCAUCUGCGCGACGGAGACGAAAUAGCGGUAAUUCCACCGAUUGCUGGUGGGUAA